This is a messenger RNA of Akanthomyces muscarius, 573 nucleotides long. RefSeq lists its product as uncharacterized. The coding region runs from base 1 to 573 and encodes 190 amino acids. The transcript is spliced from 2 exons. NCBI's taxonomy places the organism in Eukaryota, Fungi, Ascomycota, Sordariomycetes, Hypocreales, Cordycipitaceae. The record is from RefSeq and is a predicted model, not a curated record.
AUGAAGUUCACCACCCUCGCCGCGCUGGGCUUGGCCUCGGUCGCCGCCGCCGGCCUCCUCGACGAUUCUACCGAGGAGCUCAAGCUCGACAUGGACGACGUGCCCAUGUCGUGCAAGACCAUCUGCCAGCCCGUCGCCACCCUCUCCAAGCAGUGCGACGUCGAUCUCGGCCUCGGUGACGGCAAGGACGAGGACCUCCUCCACAACCAGUGCGUCUGCACCAACAACAGCUUCAAGGUCGGCCAGAUUGCCGCCCAGUGCGCCGACUGCAUGCACCAGCACGUCAAAGCCAAGCGCAGCCUCGGCGACCACAACGACGACGACGACAUUGACUCGGACGACGUCAAAGACAUUGACCGUCUCGUCUCCGGCUGCGGCUUCACGUCCACCCACUACAACCCGACCAUGGCCGCCGCUGUCGCUACCGUUACCGUCGAUGCCACGGCGCCCUCGCACAAGGACCAGCUCACCACCACCAUCAAGGGCACACACAACGCCGCUGCCCCCACGGCCAUUCCCGGCUACAUGUACGCUGGCGCCGCCGCCGCCGCCGCCGCCGCUGCCAUGUUGUAA